Messenger RNA from Penicillium hordei, 1626 nucleotides. RefSeq names its product Zn(II)2Cys6 transcription factor domain-containing protein. Bases 1 to 1626 code for a protein of 541 amino acids. The transcript has 2 exons. Gene Ontology annotation, biological process: regulation of DNA-templated transcription. The record is from RefSeq and is a predicted model, not a curated record. Gene Ontology annotation, molecular function: DNA-binding transcription factor activity, RNA polymerase II-specific; zinc ion binding. Lineage: Eukaryota; Fungi; Ascomycota; Eurotiomycetes; Eurotiales; Aspergillaceae.
AUGCAUCCAAACCACAAUUAUCGGCACUCUCGACGGUCCGCUUGUGAUCGUUGUCGCGGACAAAAGUUGCGAUGCGAGCGCGAUCAUAUGAAUGGCAUGUCUUGUGAGCGAUGUCUUAAGGCCCAAGAGAUAUGUAUCACAAGUAUGAACCAACCUGCGCAAGUCAUUUUACCCUCAAACCAUGGACAGAAUCUAGUUGCCCGAGAUGACCGUGAGCACCAAAGGUUCAAUCCAAGACAUAAAUCAAUCUCUGUGCUUCAUAAAUCAUCUGGCUCCAGAGUGAAGAAGUUGGUGCACUCUCCCUCUCCAAUUCCAAGGAGACACAGUAUGAAAGAACACCAUUACUGGGGAGGAGUACAGCCAAUGCCCGUUUUUCCCACAGCGAGCUUUUGCUCACCCUCAGCGGACUUUGGGUUUAAUAUGCCCCUAGAGCUUGGAAACAUGAUGGUCCCUGUUGAGCAAUGGAGUGAUCCUCUUUCAAAGUGGUCGACAGAUGCUUAUAACCUACCUUCUGAUUGGAUGCCAUCUGAUCAACUAUAUCCUUGCGAAGCAAAUUCUUGUUUUCCUUCAGCUUUUACCAAUGAUGCCCUACCAGGCGCGAGGCAAGCCACUGAAAUGGCAAUUUCCGAUCCUUUUCAAAUUACGCGUCUCAAGUAUGGCGAGAAUGAAUCGCCAUUUGGCAUAAAGGAGCUUCCAGAUUCUGCGUGGGUAAAUCAGCCAGACCCCACAACUAUAACCAAGCCUCCCCCAACGACAACAAGCCAAGCAGUUCUCUCCUCUCUGAAAGACAUUCGCAAGAGUCUCUUGAGAUUGAAAAUAGGACUCCUUGAAGAUCUGGAGCUAUUCGAAAAUGGAUCGACACUCCUACAGUCGUCAUCCCUUUUCUAUGAAGAUUCUAAUCUGUCAAUUGAGACGCUCGACCUUCCAAUAUAUCGUCUAGUCGAGCACAGUUCUUGGCUUUUGGCAAUUAUUCGAUCUUCGUGUGGCAUGGCGGAAGAAAGCUUGGAUGCUACAUUUGCUACUCAACGAUUUGAACCUGAGAAUAGCAGAUAUGAAGACUCUUUGUUUAUCCUUCCGGAUGCUGGCGACAGUGGCGGGGAUGAAGGUGGCACCACCAUAUCCCCACAUGAUUCCGGUUAUCAUACCACGGUGACAUCUCCGGAUCGAACGACGAGUUCUACAAUCCCGAGAUGUGAUAUCGCCCUGUGGCUUGGAAUAUUGGAGGCGCAUUGCUCACUUGUUCGAAUAUAUCGUGCUAUUUUCAUGCGGUUGUACCAGCUGUUUCUCAUCAUCCCUCCAACUGAUGCAGCUACGAUUCUGCUUUUACCGAAGGUACGAUUUGGACAGUUUCAUUUGGAUGGAAACCUCAUUGUCCAAAUUCAAUUAUUGGUUGAUUUCAGCUCUACAAUGAUGAGUAAGCUUGACCAAGCCCUUAAAUUGCGGUCGAGCUCGGCGCAACACCAAGAGGAUCAAGACUUUGAUCCAUCCCAAACACUCCGCCAGAAGGGUUGGCCAACAUCAAUCCGCGACAUUGUCCUAGCACAAGAACAAGAUCCCUGUGAAAUGUCGUUGAUGGAAAUAAUGGACUGCUUGCGGCAACUUGUUAAAGACACAGUGGUUAUUUAA